UUUGGACAGAAAGAACAGCAAUAGGAUUAGAGAAUCAGUAAAGAGGCUGAAUCUCUAACUCAUGCAGUUGAUCUUCUUGCACGCCUGAGAGACAAGCACGGAGCUGUCACAAUGGAGGUUAUGAAGCCCAGGUUCAAAGUGGGCCUACUGAAAAAGCGUCGCUCCAGUCUUUUUGCGACCAUAAAACGGGAUAAGAGUUUUUCCCAAAGCACUGAAGAACAGGAGUGUGAAUUCCCCUUCUCACAGGACAGCUCUGUGAAACCAUGGACAUCUAUGGACAACCUAGACGCUCCUGAUGUCAAAAAACACGCUCCUGAUGUCAAAAAACGUGCAACAAAAGAUCAGAGCAAAGACGCACCGAACCACAGGAAAUCAAACAUUGUCAAACUCAACGUGGGUGGAAAAUUAUUUCACAUCCCAAAGCAUUUGGUCCUCCGAUACCCUAAAACCAGGAUUGGAGUCCUUGCACUCUGUGAUGAUCCUGUGAAACGUCUGACACUCUGUGAUGAUUACAAUGUUCGGAACGAUGAGUUCUUUUUUGACAGGGACCCCAUGUUUUUCCACUACAUCUUCCACUUUUAUUGUAGUAAUGUCCUAUGGGUGAUGGAUAGUCUCUGCCCUGUUAGUUUUGAGGAAGAGAUGUCAUUCUGGGGGUUGAGACUGAAGGACACGCCAAGGUGCUGCCGCAUUCUGUUUGAGGAGAAACUGGAUGACAUCAGAGACCAACUAAAGGUCAACCAGGAGCUGAUCGAUGAGAUAAAGCCUCACCAAGAUGAAGAGGGUUACGAGAAGAUGUUUCUUGGAGGCUUUCGGAAGAUCCUCUGGGACUUGAUGGAGAAUCCUUACUCCUCGCUGUCAGCCAAAGCCUUUGCAGUGUUUUCCAGUCUCUUUGUGCUUAUCUCUAUUGUUGCCAUGACAAUGAAUACAGUAAAGGAACUCAGGGAGUACAAACUUGCUGGCAGAACCUACAUGGAGUGGAUAGAAAUUAGUUCCAUUAUUUUUUUCGCCUUGGAGUACUUUUUGCGGUUACUCACCACAUCUAACAUCAAGCAUUUUUUGAAGAGUGCCCUCAAUUUUGUUGAUGUAGUGGCUGUUAUGCCCUACUUCCUCCAGAUCCUUUUUGAGGCAUUUGUAAUGGAUUCAGAAGACGUCAGUGCAAAGGAAGAUUUGAAGACCAUGGCAAGGGUCAGUAAAGUCAGCAAAGUGCUGAAGGUCGUCAAGUUGAUGCGCAUCUUCCGUAUCUUGAAGCUUGCCCGUCACUCUACAGGCAUGAGAGCAUUUGGUUUCACCAUCCGACAGUGCUCUGAGCAGGUGUGCUGUCUGUUUUUGUUCAUUGCCAUGGGCAUCUUCACCUUCUCUGCUCUGAUGCACUCUGUGGAGGUGGAUCAGCCUGGGACACCAUUCAGCAGCAUACCAGAUGCUUGGUGGUGGGCUGCGGUGAGCAUCUCUACUGUGGGCUAUGGUGAUGUUGUCCCUAUCUCCUAUCUUGGACGCUGCGUGGCAUUUGGCUGUAUCUCUUUUGGCAUCAUUCUCAAUGGCAUGCCCAUCUCCAUUCUAUUCAACAAGUUUUCUGACUACUACGCCAAACUGAAGGAACAGGAAUACAGUGUUUCAAACACAGAGCGCACCUUCCAGCUCAAGAAACGUCUGAGGCGCAAGUUAGACAGCUGCUUUGAACCCCAGCCAGAGGAGUCUGAAGAUGAGAUUCGCUAUUGGCCCAGGGAAAGGCAAAGUAUCCAUGAGAAUGAGGAUUGAGUUGCUAAGUUGCAAACUUGCUAACCUUAAAUGGCCUUAUCACCCAUGGGUCUAGUAAGGGAAAGACCCCACCUGCCUCCAAGUCUGAGCCUAUGUGGUUCAAGAUAAACAAUUUAAUGGAGUAAAAGGAGGCAGCAGCAAGUUGAGAUAAGCUUUAAACCUCAACUUUACAGUGAUGACUCCUCAGCAGUUGUGGAUUGGCCACAGGGAAGUUUGGGAAUUUUACUGGUGGGCCAGUCUUGUGAGGGCCGAGGGCCAGCCAUUUCCCCCCAAAACCUGGAAUGUUAUAGCGUAGACCAAUAUACAGAUAUUCAAUAGUUCAGCUGCAGCAACAUGGCUGUUGCAAUCUAUAAAAGCAGGUAGCAGUGCCAUCAAAACUGACAAUGAAAGUUUUGAGCACUCAGACAGUUAGCAUCUAGCACUCGUUAAAAGGGUUAAAAGUAGGCCAAGUAGCACUCCUUGCCGAAACAUGGAUAGAAAGAGAAAACCCGAAGCCGGCGGUGCAGUGAAGGUGCGCCACAAAAAAAAAAAGGCUUUGCUGGCUGACGCUGCAUAAUGUGCUUAGAUAAUUAAUUUUUUUAAGCAGUCUGCAGGUGAUAUUGAUGACAGCAGCAAAGAGGCAGUGAAUAGUGAACUGUUGUCAUGCUGACAUGCUGUGAAGUAGCUAAUGUUGUUUAUUAACCUUGGGGUUUCAAUGCUAGAGUCCCGCUGCAGGUUUGACCAUUUCCAAGGUUUAACUAGUCAGACUCAGUGCACAAAUGUUUAGAGUUAAAUGUUUAUGCAAAAUUUCUCUAAAGUUGGUCAUCAACAUCGACUGUAAAUGGGUACAAUAAACAUGUAAAUUUGAUCAUCAUAAUUUCUUCUAGACGAUGCUACUCAUAAAUUAUUUUUUGCAUUAUAGCCUAGCCUAUAAGGCGUAUAUUAUUUGUUAGACUGCCAAGCAAUACAAAAUAUAUCUUUAAUACUUAUUCACAAACAUGGGGAGGAAAAUUAGUUUCAGAAUUUACAUAUUACAAUAUGUAAUAUAGGCCUACACUGCAAAUUUACAGAUUGUGUUUUUUGUUUUUAAAUUAAUGAUUCUUAUAUCAACAAAACAAAUUAGUUGUAUCAAAUUUGUUAUCUGUCCGCCCCUGCUCCUCAGUCAAAUGGGCUUAACAC
Messenger RNA from Micropterus dolomieu (smallmouth bass), 2913 nucleotides. Its product is annotated as potassium voltage-gated channel subfamily V member 2. Gene Ontology annotation, biological process: protein homooligomerization; potassium ion transmembrane transport. The transcript has 6 exons. NCBI's taxonomy places the organism in Eukaryota, Metazoa, Chordata, Actinopteri, Centrarchiformes, Centrarchidae. The coding region runs from base 112 to 1755 and encodes 547 amino acids. The record is from RefSeq and is a predicted model, not a curated record. Gene Ontology annotation, cellular component: membrane; voltage-gated potassium channel complex. Gene Ontology annotation, molecular function: delayed rectifier potassium channel activity.